UGUUCCUGAUUUCGUAGAAUGCAGCAUAGAUCAUGUGACUGGCUUAAACCCGGAAAUAAAUGCCCUGGCGAGGAAAAUGAAAACACAGUAAAAAGAAUGCCGUCAAGACGACGCGUACUGCAUUAACUGUCUGUCUAUUAUCGGCUCUUCUUUGUAUCUAGCGGGCCAUGCUAACGAUAAGACAUGUUGUUUUCGUCCUGGUCGUAUGUGUGGCGUCCGUGUCCUGCUGUGGACAGAAAGCGGAGACUCCCGACUGGCGAUUGACUCUGAAAACGAUCCGCAAUGGCAUCCACAAGAUCGACACGUACCUCAACGCGGCUCUCGACUUGUUCGGCGGCGACGACGGCUUGUGUCGUUACAAGUGUAGUGACGGUUACAAGCCGGUUCCUCGACCCGAAUACAAGCCGCCGCCGCCCAACGGAUGUGGGACGCCGCUCUUUGGAUUCCAGUUCGACAUCGGCAUCCCGUCCAUGACCAAAUGCUGCAACCAGCACGACCGCUGCUACGACACAUGCGGCCGCGAUAAGCAUGACUGCGACGAGCAGUUCCAGGACUGUCUGGAGACCAUCUGCAGGAACGUGCAACGGACCCUGGGAUUGGCCCACAGUGUCCAAGCGUGCGAGUCGGCGGUGACGCUGCUGUUCGACACCGUGAUGCACUUGGGGUGCAAACCGUACUUGGACAGCCAGCGGGAGUCGUGUGUGUGUCAGUACGAGGUGAAGAAGGAGCUGUGACCAAGUGUGUGCAUGGACUCUUGAAUUCUCAGGGAUAAGAGCUGCUGCUGCUUUUCAGACACCGGACUAGAAAUACUCACUUUUGACUGAUAUUAUGUAAAUAAUUUGAAAUGCAUUCAAUUAUUUAUGCUUUUUGUGUGUGUUGUGCAAUGGCUUAGUCCACUACUGGGUUUUUUGCCCUGUGGCACCAUGCUGCCUCUAACAAGUCGGUCUUGGUACCACGACAGAUAUUAAUGUGUGUGGUGUGGUGUGUUGGUCACCUGGAGUCGUCACACUGCAAGAGUAGUAAGCACACAUUUGCCCUUUUUUGUUUGUUUGUUUGUUUGUUUUUAUUCUUACCCUUGUCGCACAUUUUAAAAAUUGUUAAAGAUAAAAAUCACUGUGCUCUGUACCUACAUGAAAAUGUCAUUAAAAUGAAGAUAAUUUAUUAUUAAUAUAA
This is a messenger RNA of Phycodurus eques (leafy seadragon), 1173 nucleotides long. RefSeq names its product phospholipase A2, group XIIA (gene pla2g12a). Gene Ontology annotation, cellular component: extracellular region. The coding region runs from base 168 to 734 and encodes 188 amino acids. The transcript is spliced from 4 exons. Gene Ontology annotation, biological process: phospholipid metabolic process; lipid catabolic process; arachidonate secretion. The record is from RefSeq and is a predicted model, not a curated record. NCBI's taxonomy places the organism in Eukaryota, Metazoa, Chordata, Actinopteri, Syngnathiformes, Syngnathidae. Gene Ontology annotation, molecular function: calcium ion binding; A2-type glycerophospholipase activity.